ACAACAAUUAACUGCACAGACACAAAAAGUCAAAGAAGUCAAAGUAGCCAUCAUCAGAUGCAAUGAGAAGAUCAAGAGCACCACUGAGAAGUAUGAAAACACCAGAGCUGAACUUGAUAAAAAGGCUCAGCAGUUGUCUGCUAUGAAGUUACAGUAUGGUCUGAUGAAGAAAUGUGAAGAGCAGAUGUUGAAGCAAAUGGAGGAGCUGCUCUGCCAGAAGAGCCACCUCAAGGAACGUCUAGCCACGGUAAAGAGGAAGGCGAAGGAUGAAGAAGAGAACUUCCUGCAAGAGAUUUCAAGGUUCAACAGCGACUUCAGUCUUCGAGAGACCAAAGAGACAGUGUUUAAAAGCCAAAUGCACACUGAGAUACUGGACCUGGAGAGGGAGGUGGAAUCAUUAUACCAAGAGGUGGAGCUGAUGAGCUGCAGAAACAGUCACAUGAGCUCCAUGCAGGGGGAGAAGAGAAUGCUCCAGCUGGAGUUACAGGGCCUGGAUAGCAACCUGAAAGAGCUGGAGUGGCAGUUGAGUGAGGCCGAGGCAGUGACAGAGUCUCUGAAAGCAGAGAUCCAGUUUGUCAGUCAGAAACCUCUUACUGACAGCACCUGUCUAAGAUUGAGAAAGGAGCUGGAGAUGCAUAAAGAAGGAGAGCUGGAGCUGCUGCGAGAGGCGCUCCGUUCAGAAAUACAGCUUCUGCAGUCGAAGCGGGGCAGCAGCCAGGGACGUGAGCAGCAUUAGAUUUGGCACAACUGUGAGAUUGGAAACGAAAUGUGUUGUAAUAAUAUUUAUCCAAAUGCAGGUUUUAUCUUUACAAGGACUGUUUGUUCUUUAAUAUUCACUUGGAGACAUUGCAUGAAAAAAGCACAUCUGUUGGGUGAGUGACCUCAGUUAGUAGACAGACCAAGAGACUGUAUGUACGUUGUUACUGGAAGAACUUAAAAAAGAGGUACAAAUGUUAAAGUUGUAAUUUUAAAAAUACACUGCAGUUUUGUUUCUAUCUUCAGCCACUUGUUUUAACGUGAAAUAUUACAUUACAUUUAUGUUCACUAGCUAAAUAAA
This is a messenger RNA of Monopterus albus (swamp eel), 1057 nucleotides long. RefSeq names its product coiled-coil domain-containing protein 172. Lineage: Eukaryota; Metazoa; Chordata; Actinopteri; Synbranchiformes; Synbranchidae. The coding region runs from base 143 to 736 and encodes 197 amino acids. Gene Ontology annotation, cellular component: cytoplasm. The transcript is spliced from 9 exons. The record is from RefSeq and is a predicted model, not a curated record.